Balaenoptera musculus (blue whale) is the source of this 5183-nucleotide messenger RNA. It is a transcript of the gene COL4A3, whose product is annotated as collagen type IV alpha 3 chain. The transcript is spliced from 53 exons. Gene Ontology annotation, cellular component: basement membrane; collagen trimer. Gene Ontology annotation, molecular function: extracellular matrix structural constituent. NCBI's taxonomy places the organism in Eukaryota, Metazoa, Chordata, Mammalia, Artiodactyla, Balaenopteridae. The coding region runs from base 150 to 5162 and encodes 1670 amino acids. The record is from RefSeq and is a predicted model, not a curated record.
CUGGCCCCGCGCCCACCUGCCCCGCAGGCGCGCAGCCCUCUCUCGCCUCCUGGCACGCUUCCUGGGUCGGAGGGACAUCUCCCGGGCACGCGGUGGCCCGAGAGCCUGCGGGUCCCUGGACACGCCGGGGCUCCGAGCGGACGCCCACUAUGCGCGCUGGGACGGCGCCGAGGCCGCCGGCGCUGCUGCUUCUGCUCCAGCUGGUGCUCCUGGUGGCCGCGCCCACUGCCGGCAAGGGCUGUGUCUGUAAAGACAAAGGCCAGUGCUUCUGUGAUGGGGCCAAAGGGGAGAAGGGGGAGAAAGGCUUUCCAGGACCCCCUGGGCCUCCUGGCCAGAAAGGAUACCCAGGUCCAGAAGGCCUGCCUGGACCACAGGGACCCAAGGGCUCUCCAGGACUUCCAGGACUCACUGGUCCCAAAGGCGUGAGGGGAACAACUGGGUUACCAGGAUUUUCAGGUCCUCCUGGACUUCCAGGCAUCCCAGGCCAUCCUGGACCGUAUGGACCUGUCGGUUUGCCAGGAUGCAAUGGUUCUAAGGGUGAGCAAGGGUUUCCAGGACUUCGGGGGACACCAGGCUACCCAGGCAUCCCAGGUGCCGUUGGUUUGAAAGGAGAGAAAGGGGCUCCCGCUGAAGGAGAAGGUGUAGCCCUUGAUGGAAAAGGUGACCCUGGGUUGCCAGGAGCUCCAGGAUUCCAGGGUUUGCCGGGCCUUCCAGGUUUUCCUGGACCUAUUGGUCCACCUGGCCCUCCAGGAUUCCUUGGCUUUCCAGGAGCCAUGGGACCUCCAGGACCUAAGGGUCACAUGGGUGAUAAAGUGAUAGGACAAAAAGGAGAGCGGGGUAUGAAAGGAUUAACAGGACCGCCCGGACCACCAGGAACAGUUAUCGUGACACUAACCGGCCUGGUUAACAGAACGGACCUCAAGGGGGAGAAGGGAGACCAGGGAGCCGUGGGCCAGUCUGGACGCCCUGGACCCUCAGGGCCACCUGGGGAAUCUUACAGAUCAGAAAAAGGUGCUCCUGGAGAACCAGGCCUGCAGGGAAAGCCUGGAAAAGAUGGUGCCCCCGGUUUCCCUGGCACUGAGGGAGCCAAAGGCAGCAAGGGUUUCCCUGGGUUAAGGGGUGAAGAUGGCAUUAAGGGGUGGAAAGGAGACAUGGGCCCUCCAGGAUUUCGUGGUCCAACAGAAUAUUAUGAUGCAUACCAGGAAAAGGGAGAUGAAGGAAUUCCAGGCCCACCAGGGCCCAAGGGAGCUCCUGGCCCACAGGGUCCCAGUGGUCCCCCCGGAGCCCCUGGAAGUCCUGGGUCAACAAGGCCUGGCCUCCAAGGAGCCCCUGGAGUACCAGGAGUAAAAGGAAGUAAAGGGGAGCGAGGACCCCCAGGAAAGAACGCAGCGGGGCUUCCCGGGUCGCCUGGCUAUCCUGGUUCACCAGGCCCUACAGGGUUGCCAGGACCUCCAGGACCACCAGGUGGUAUUGUUUUUCGCAGAGGUCCACCUGGAGACGGUGGACUUCCAGGCCAUACAGGGUCUCCAGGAAUCCCAGGAGUCGAUGGGCCCAAAGGGGAGCCGGGCCUUUUGUGCACACAGUGUCCUUGUGUCCCGGGGCCUCCAGGCCCCCCAGGAUUGCCGGGGUUAGAUGGCGUAAAAGGAUUCCCAGGAAGACAAGGGGCAGCUGGCAUUAAAGGAAUCCCAGGGUCCCCAGGAAGCGCUGGUCUUCCAGGAUUUCCAGGAUUCCCGGGUGCUCAGGGUCACCCAGGAUUUAAAGGAGAAAAAGGCGAAGCAUCUCAGCCAGAGAGACAAGUGGGUGCCCCAGGGGAUCCAGGGCUCCGAGGACAUCCUGGAAGAAAGGGCUUGGAUGGAAUUCCUGGAACUCCGGGAGUAAAAGGAUUACCAGGACCUAAGGGAGAACCGGCCCUGAGUGGGGAGAAGGGGGACCAGGGUCUUCCAGGGGAUCCUGGCAUCCCUGGGUCCCCAGGACCUGCAGGACCGGCUGGACCAUCCGACUAUGGACCUUGGGGAGAGCCUGGUCCAAAGGGCACCCAAGGACUUCCUGGAGCCCCUGGACCACCUGGAGAAGCCGGUCCUAAGGGAGAAAUCGGUGUUUUGACACCAGUUCCAGGACCCCCAGGACCUCCUGGGCCCCCAGGCCGUGCUGGCCCCCAAGGUCCACCUGGUAUCCCUGGAUCCACAGGAAAAUGUGAUCUGGGUCUUCCUGGGCCUGAUGGUGAACCAGGAAUUCCAGGAAUCGGAUUCCCUGGGCCUCCUGGACCUAAGGGAGACCAAGGUUUUCCAGGCACAAAAGGAUCACCAGGCUGUCCUGGAGAAAUGGGAAAGCCAGGGUUACCUGGAAAGCCAGGCCUCCCAGGAGUCAAGGGAGAACCAGGACUAGCCAUGCCUGGAGAACCAGGAGCACCAGGUUUGCCAGGAGAAAGAGGCAACUCUGGGGAAAAUGGAGAAAUCGGACUCCCUGGACUUCCAGGUCUCCCUGGAAUUCCAGGAACUGGAGGGUUUGAUGGACCACGAGGGGAUCCAGGGCAGCCUGGACCACCGGGAGAAAGAGGCCCCCCAGGAAGGUGCAAAGAAAGUCUCAGUGGAGCUCAAGGACUUCCAGGCUUAAAUGGAUUGAAAGGGCAACCAGGCAGAAGAGGCGAAACGGGGCCAAAGGGAGACCCAGGUAUCCCAGGCUUGGAUAGGUCAGGAUUUCCUGGAGAACCUGGACCACCAGGAAUGCCGGGUCAUCGAGGGGAGAUGGGACCACCUGGUACGAAAGGAUAUCCAGGAAAUCCAGGAUUUUUAGGGCCACCAGGUGAAAAAGGAAUGAUUGGGAUGAUGGGGUUUCCCGGAAACGUUGGCCCUCCAGGGCCUCCUGGGAACCCAGGCACCCUGGGACAGAGGGGAAGCUUUGGAAUUCCAGGAGUAAAAGGCGAGAGAGGAUCCCCAGGUGCCAAAGGGGAACAAGGAGAUAAAGGAACUCCAGGGCCUCCUGGAAUAUUCCGCUUAGUCGGGGACAAAGGGGAACCAGGACUCAAAGGACUUGCAGGGAAGCCUGGUGAGAAAGGAAACAGAGGCAUUCCAGGGUUACCAGGUUUCAAAGGACUCCAAGGGCCACCUGGACCACCAGGAUCACCAGACCCCAGAGGAGAUCCAGGCAGCAUUGGGAAUCCUGGUGAGCCAGGACCACGUGGUGUGCCAGGAAGCAUGGGAAACAUGGGUGUGCCAGGUACUAAAGGAAUGAAGGGAACUAUGGGAUUCCCAGGUCUAGCUGGAAGACCAGGCCUCCCAGGUACUCAUGGUCUCCAAGGAGAUAAGGGAGAGCCAGGUUAUUCAGAAGGUACAAGGCCAGGACCACCAGGACCAAAGGGAGAUCCAGGAUUGCCAGGUGACAUGGGAAAAAAAGGUGAUACAGGGCCACCUGGCACACCUGGACGUUCGGGCCCUGCUGCACCAGAGGGAGUUCCUGGGAGUCCCGGAAGCCCUGGUCACCCAGGAAAGUCCAGUCCUGAUGGUGAUUUGGGGUCUAAAGGAAUCAAAGGUUUCCCUGGCUCUCCAGGAAUAAAAGGCCCUCCAGGCCCUCCAGGAUUCCCAGGAAAUCCUGGACCAGCGGGUGAGAGAGGUAAUCAAGGACGUGAUGGAAUUCCUGGUCCAGCUGGAGAAAAAGGAGAAACAGGUUUGGUGGGAGCACUUCCAGGCCCAAGAGGGAAACCUGGUCCUCAAGGAGCCAAAGGAGACAGGGGAGCACCAGGCUUGCCGGGCCUCCCUGGCAGGAAAGGGCCAGUGGGAGAUGCUGGGCCUCGAGGGCCCAUUGGCAUGACAGGACCUCAAGGGCAACCAGGCUUUCCUGGUUCAAUCAUCCCUGGCCAAAAAGGAGAUCGAGGUCCACCUGGCAGAAGAGGAAACCCAGGUGAACCUGGUCCCCCUGGACCUCAAGGGAGUCCCGUAGAAAGCAUAAAAGGAGAUAAGGGAUUUAUGGGCCAGCCUGGCCCAAGAGGUCUGCCUGGAACUGUAGGAGACAUGGGGCCACCAGGUCAUCCGGGAGCACCAGGUGCCCCAGGUCUGCCAGGGGUCAGAGGUGAUCCUGGAUUCUAUGGAUUUCCAGGCAUGAAAGGGGAGAAGGGUAAUUCAGGACUUCUGGGACCAAGUGGACCUCCAGGGCGAAUUGGGCCAAAAGGACCACCUGGUGUACGUGGAGACCCUGGCACAGUGAAGAUCAUCUCCCUUCCAGGAAGCCCAGGCCCACCUGGCCCAGCUGGAGAACCAGGGAUGCAAGGAGAACCUGGGCCCCCGGGGCUACCGGGAAACUCAGGACCCUGUGGGCCAAGAGGUAAACCAGGCAAGGAUGGACUACCAGGAACCCCUGGACCAAUUGGAGAAAAAGGCAACAAAGGUUGUAAAGGAGAGCAAGGAACGCCUGGAUCCAAUGGCCUGCCAGGCUUGAAGGGGAGACCUGGAGACACUGGACCACCUGCAAGGGGGACGACGAUGAUGGGCUUUGUCUUCACCCGGCACAGCCAGACCACGGCGGUUCCCUCCUGUCCAGAAGGGACAGAGCCACUCUAUAGUGGGUUUUCUCUUCUCUUUGUACAAGGAAAUGAACAAUCCCAUGGACAGGACCUGGGCACUCUUGGCAGCUGCCUGCAGAGAUUUACUACAAUGCCAUUCUUAUUCUGCAAUAUCAAUGAUGUAUGUAAUUUCGCAUCUCGAAACGAUUAUUCAUACUGGCUGUCAACACCAGCUCUGAUGCCAGUGGACAUGGCUCCAAUUACUGGCCGGGCCCUGGAGCCUUAUAUUAGCAGAUGCACGGUCUGUGAAGGUCCUGCAAUUGCCAUAGCUGUUCACAGCCAAACUACUGAUAUCCCCUCAUGUCCUCCUGGCUGGAUUUCUCUCUGGAAAGGAUUUUCUUUCAUCAUGUUCACAAGUGCAGGUUCAGAGGGCGCUGGGCAGGCACUGGCAUCCCCUGGCUCCUGCUUAGAAGAAUUCCGAGCCAGUCCAUUUAUAGAAUGUCAUGGAAGAGGAACAUGCAACUACUAUUCAAAUUCCUACAGUUUCUGGUUGGCUUCAUUAGACCCCAAAAGAAUGUUCAGAAAACCUAUUCCAUCAACUGUGAAAGCUGGGGAGUUAGAAAAGAUAAUAAGUCGCUGUCAGGUGUGCAUGAAGAGGAGACAUUGAAGAAAUAAAGAAAAAAUAGAA